CGGAGCGCAGCUCCCUGCGUCUCAAACAGGAAGUGUAACCAUGGCAACGGGCGCAGGCGGCUAGAAGCCAUUAAAAUUAAUCAAAAGGAAGAAUGAAAACAAGAAAUAAAAUAAUAGUCAUGAAAUACUUUUUAACCAUCUUUAAUGGAAUUUCCUUGAUUUUUGGUCUCAUGGCUUUUACAUUCGCUCUGUGGCUUUUAUUUGACAGAAACAACUUAUUCACCGCUUUAUCUUUCACAGGUGAGAACCACUUGGUAUCUUAUCUUUGUUACAUAUUGCUUGGCACUGGAUCCAUCAUUAUUUUUAUUUCAUUCUUGGGAUGCAUUGGAAGUUUCAAAGAAAUCAGAUGUUUACUAGUUCUGUAUAUGGGUCUCACAGUCGUGGUCUUCAGUGUCCAAGUUGCAAUACCAGUGCUAAUAUACACAUUCAAAAAAGAGGCCAAUGCUAUGUGGAGUGAUAGACUUGAUGCAGUUAUUUCCAACUAUGGGAAUAAGAAUCUGACUCAAGAAGAACAUGCAUGGCAUAUUCUGAAUGAUGUACAGCACAGUUUGGAGUGCUGUGGAAGAUACAACUUCUCAGACUGGAAAAAGAAUGAGCAUAUGGAACAUGUAAAUCAGGUCCCGUGCUCAUGUACAAUAUCUAAUAUCAAGAAAUGGUUUUGUGUUGCUUCAGAAACUUCAGUGUACAGUAAAGGAUGUGAAGAGUAUAUUAAAAUGUGGUUUGAAAACAACACUCUGUUCUUAAUUGCAGUCAAUAUUGGGCUGUUAGCUGUGCAGAUUCUCUUGUUCAUUUUAGCUGUAUGUCUGUCCAGAAAUAUCAAGAAGAAGAAAAUUUGCCCACAGGAUUAA
Alligator sinensis (Chinese alligator) is the source of this 848-nucleotide messenger RNA. It is a transcript of the gene TSPAN19, whose product is annotated as tetraspanin 19. The coding region runs from base 93 to 848 and encodes 251 amino acids. Gene Ontology annotation, cellular component: membrane. NCBI's taxonomy places the organism in Eukaryota, Metazoa, Chordata, Crocodylia, Alligatoridae. The transcript has 9 exons. The record is from RefSeq and is a predicted model, not a curated record.